AUGAGCAAAUCUGUUGGCCAACUGUCUGGUGGGAAACAAAGACAACUGUCUCUGGCGUUAGCACUCCUACAUCAGCCCAAACUGUUAAUUCUUGACGAACCGACGGUGGGAACUGACCCCGAGUUGGGCGACAAGAUAUGGCGCUAUUUGCACGUGUGUUGCGCUGAGGAAGGGAUGAGUGUUUUAUUGGUGACCCAUUACACAGAAGAGGCACACUUUGCACAUAACAUUGGAUUCAUGAGAGACGGGCGGCUCAUCGAAGAAGGGGUUCCCAAACUCUUAUUAGACAAGUUUCAGGAAAACAAUUUAGAGAGUGUUUUCAUAAGACUUUGCAAAUAUCAGGAAAAGCAUACAAUCACUGAUGGAUUGGACAACUCUUUGCAGACUUACUAUGAAUUGGACAAAAAGAGCGCAAACAAUGAAAGCUUUGAGAAACCCAUUCAAGCUCUCGAGGAUAGGGUUAUUGAUGUGGACAAUGCAGAAAACGAGACCAUAGAGGACAGUCAACUUCGCGUUUACAUCGAUAAUUCAAACUAUAUUUACGCACAAUUCCUAAUCGAUUCUCUCACCCAAACUGUUUGGUCACUUAUAUCGGAUAUUUUAGUGGAGAAUGGGAGGGCACGAAUCCCACCCCCAAUUCAAAUCGUUGAGACCAUAUACGCACCCGACUCUAAACUAUCGGACUUCUUAUUACCCGGUUAUAUGAUUGCAUUCAUAUACUUAUCACAAGUGACCCUAUCGUCUAUUGUAUUAAUUCAUGAACGACAGGACGGACUGUUUGAUCGGGCAAUAGUGGCCGGCGCCGGUCAUAAGCUUAUAUUUGCCUCGCAUUUUAUUACUGGAUGUCUCAUGUCAUUCAUAAAUGUCAUACUAAUGCUAUUAAUAGCGUUCAUAUGGUUUGAUAUCACUAAUUAUGGCUCGUAUUCGUUGGUUGUGGUACUGGUUAUGGCUCAAGCAAUCAAUGCUAUAUCACUUGGUCUAUUGAUAUCGUCAUUAUGUAAAGAGAGUUUUGUGGCAUUUUUCCUGUCUUUGUUCAUAAGUUUGUCACAACUGUUCACAAGUGGAGCCAUUUUCCCCAAUGAGUCCAUUGAACCAGAAAUACGCAAAUUCUUAUAUUACAGUCCAAUAGCAAUGCCAACAGAAUCGUUAAGAAAUGUGAUGCUCCGGGGCUGGACUUUCACCAACUUCUAUGUCUAUCACGGAUUUGCUAUGAAUUGUAUCUCUGGUUUACUCUUUACUAUUAUUGCUAUUAUUGUAUUUAAACGCAACUCUUAAAUAAAUUUUAAAUUAUUUAAAUUUAUAUCUUUUA
Messenger RNA from Medioppia subpectinata, 1309 nucleotides. The record is from the annotation of a GenBank genome assembly. Lineage: Eukaryota; Metazoa; Arthropoda; Arachnida; Sarcoptiformes; Oppiidae.